AUGCUGAAUGCUACACGUUAUGUUGCCAUCUUCGCUACGCUUGCAGCGGUUUCGGAUAAUCUAUUGAUUCAUGCGUCUCCAGUGGUACAGGAUUCGAUCACCUCGUUGAAAGUUAAUGCGACAGUGAAAGCUUCACAGCCGGCCUACGGUGCCAAGCUUGCUAGUGACUGCAACAAACCCUUCGCCCGAUCUAACUAUGCAUACGCGACUUCACCGACCACUGGUGCCUCUGAGAUCGUCGUGACGCCCGUGCCAAUUGUGAAAGGCGAGUCCAAAAUGACACCGCAGCCAACACCCGCUGUCACGACUGCCCAUGCAUUUGCACCUCCACCGACCUCUGGUGCUCCUGAGACCGUCGUGACGCCCGUGCCAAUCGUGAAAGGCGAGUCAGAAAUGACCCCACAGCCAACACCCGCUGUCGCGACUGACCAUGCAUCCGCUCCGUGCGCCACCACUGGUGCUCCUGAGACCGUCGUGACGCCUGCGCCAAUCGCCGAAAGCGAGUCAGAAACGACACCGGAGUCAACGCCUGCUGUCACGACUGAACAUGCAUACGGACCUUCACCGACCACUGAUGCUGCGAUCCAUGAGACGCCCGCGCCAAUCGCCGAAAGCGAGUCAGAAAUGACACCGGAGUCAACGCCUGCUGUCACGACUGAACAUGCAUACGGACCUUCACCGACCACUGAUGCUGAGGUCCACGAGACGCCUGCGCCAAUCGCCGAAAGCGAGUCAGAAACGACACCGGAGUCGACACCUGCUGUCACGACUGACCAUGAAGUCACACCUUCACCGACCACUGAUGCUGCGAUCCAUGAGACGCCCGCGCCAAUCGUCGAAAGCGACGAGUCAGAAACGACACCGGAGUCAACGCCUGCUGUCACGACUGACCAUGCAUACGGACCUUCACCGACCACUGAUGCUGCGGUCCACGAGACGCCCGCGCCAAUCGCCGAAAGCGAGUCAGAAACGACACCGGAGUCAACACCUGCUGUCACGACUGACCAUGAAGUCACACCUUCACCGACCACUGAUGCUGCGAUCCAUGAGACGCCCGCGCCAAUCGUCGAAAGCGAGUCAGAAACGACACCGGAGUCAACGCCUGCUGUCACGACUGAACAUGCAUACGGACCUUCACCGACCACUGAUGCUGCGAUCCAUGAGACGCCCGCGCCAAUCGCCGAAAGCGAGUCAGAAAUGACACCGGAGUCAACGCCUGCUGUCACGACUGAACAUGCAUACGGACCUUCACCGACCACUGAUGCUGAGGUCCACGAGACGCCCGCGCCAAUCGCCGAAAGCGAUCACGGACCUUCACCGACCACUGAUGCUGAGGUCCACGAGACGCCUGCGCCAAUCGCCGAAAGCGAGUCAGAAACGACACCGGAGUCAACGCCUGCUGUCACGACUGAACAUGCAUACGGACCUUCACCGACCACUGAUGCUGCGAUCCAUGAGACGCCCGCGCCAAUCGCCGAAAGCGAGUCAGAAACGACACCGGAGUCAACGCCUGCUGUCACGACUGAACAUGCAUACGGACCUUCACCGACCACUGAUGCUGCGAUCCAUGAGACGCCCGCGCCAAUCGCCGAAAGCGAGUCAGAAACGACACCGGAGUCAACGCCUGCUGUCACGACUGAACAUGCAUACGGACCUUCACCGACCACUGAUGCUGAGGUCCACGAGACGCCUGCGCCAAUCGCCGAAAGCGAGUCAGAAACGACACCGGAGUCAACGCCUGCUGUCACGACUGAACAUGCAUACGGACCUUCACCGACCACUGAUGCUGCGAUCCAUGAGACGCCCGCGCCAAUCGCCGAAAGCGAGUCAGAAACGACACCGGAGUCAACGCCUGCUGUCACGACUGAACAUGCAUACGGACCUUCACCGACCACUGAUGCUGCGAUCCAUGAGACGCCCGCGCCAAUCGCCGAAAGCGAGUCAGAAAUGACACCGGAGUCAACGCCUGCUGUCACGACUGAACAUGCAUACGGACCUUCACCGACCACUGAUGCUGCGAUCCAUGAGACGCCCGCGCCAAUCGCCGAAAGCGAGUCAGAAACGACACCGGAGUCAACGCCUGCUGUCACGACUGAACAUGCAUACGGACCUUCACCGACCACUGAUGCUGCGAUCCAUGAGACGCCCGCGCCAAUCGCCGAAAGCGAGUCAGAAACGACACCGGAGUCAACACCUGCUGUCACGACUGACCAUGAAGUCACACCUUCACCGACCACUGAUGCUGAGGUCCACGAGACGCCUGCGCCAAUCGCCGAAAGCGAGUCAGAAACGACACCGGAGUCAACGCCUGCUGUCACGACUGAACAUGCAUACGGACCUUCACCGACAACUGAUGCUGCGAUCAAUGAGACGCCCGCGCCAAUCGCCGAAAGCGAGUCAGAAAUGACACCGGAGUCAACGCCUGCUGUCACGACUGAACAUGCAUACGGACCUUCACCGACCACUGAUGCUGCGAUCCAUGAGACGCCCGCGCCAAUCGCCGAAAGCGAGUCAGAAACGACACCGGAGUCAACGCCUGCUGUCACGACUGAACAUGCAUACGGACCUUCACCGACCACUGAUGCUGCGAUCCAUGAGACGCCCGCGCCAAUCGCCGAAAGCGAGUCAGAAACGACACCGGAGUCAACGCCUGCUGUCACGACUGAACAUGCAUACGGACCUUCACCGACCACUGAUGCUGAGGUCCACGAGACGCCUGCGCCAAUCGCCGAAAGCGAGUCAGAAACGACACCGGAGUCAACGCCUGCUGUCACGACUGAACAUGCAUACGGACCUUCACCGACCACUGAUGCUGCGAUCCAUGAGACGCCCGCGCCAAUCGCCGAAAGCGAGUCAGAAAUGACACCGGAGUCAACGCCUGCUGUCACGACUGAACAUGCAUACGGACCUUCACCGACCACUGAUGCUGCGAUCCAUGAGACGCCCGCGCCAAUCGCCGAAAGCGAGUCAGAAACGACACCGGAGUCAACACCUGCUGUCACGACUGACCAUGAAGUCACACCUUCACCGACCACUGAUGCUGCGAUCCAUGAGACGCCCGCGCCAAUCGCCGAAAGCGAGUCAGAAACGACACCGGAGUCAACGCCUGCUGGAGCGACUGAACAUGCAUACGGACCUUCACCGACCACUGAUGCUGAGGUCCACGAGACGCCUGCGCCAAUCGCCGAAAGCGAGUCAGAAACGACACCGGAGUCAACGCCUGCUGUCACGACUGAACAUGCAUACGGACCUUCACCGACCACUGAUGCUGAGGUCCACGAGACGCCUGCGCCAAUCGCCGAAAGCGAGUCAGAAACGACACCGGAGUCAACGCCUGCUGUCACGACUGAACAUGCAUACGGACCUUCACCGACCACUGAUGCUGAGGUCCACGAGACGCCUGCGCCAAUCGCCGAAAGCGAGUCAGAAACGACACCGGAGUCAACGCCUGCUGUCACGACUGAACAUGAAGUCACACCUUCACCGACCACUGAUGCUGAGGUCCACGAGACGCCUGCGCCAAUCGCCGAAAGCGAGUCAGAAACGACACCGGAGUCAACGCCUGCUGUCACGACUGAACAUGCAUACGGACCUUCACCGACCACUGAUGCUGCGAUCCAUGAGACGCCCGCGCCAAUCGCCGAAAGCGAGUCAGAAACGACACCGGAGUCAACGCCUGCUGUCACGACUGAACAUGCAUACGGACCUUCACCGACCACUGAUGCUGCGAUCCAUGAGACGCCCGCGCCAAUCGCCGAAAGCGAGUCAGAAACGACACCGGAGUCAACGCCUGCUGUCACGACUGAACAUGCAUACGGACCUUCACCGACCACUGAUGCUGAGGUCCACGAGACGCCUGCGCCAAUCGCCGAAAGCGAGUCAGAAACGACACCGGAGUCAACGCCUGCUGUCACGACUGAACAUGCAUACGGACCUUCACCGACCACUGAUGCUGCGAUCCAUGAGACGCCCGCGCCAAUCGCCGAAAGCGAGUCAGAAACGACACCGGAGUCAACGCCUGCUGUCACGACUGAACAUGCAUACGGACCUUCACCGACCACUGAUGCUGCGAUCCAUGAGACGCCCGCGCCAAUCGCCGAAAGCGAGUCAGAAACGACACCGGAGUCAACGCCUGCUGUCACGACUGAACAUGCAUACGGACCUUCACCGACCACUGAUGCUGCGAUCCAUGAGACGCCCGCGCCAAUCGCCGAAAGCGAGUCAGAAACGACACCGGAGUCAACGCCUGCUGUCACGACUGAACAUGCAUACGGACCUUCACCGACCACUGAUGCUGCGAUCCAUGAGACGCCCGCGCCAAUCGCCGAAAGCGAGUCAGAAACGACACCGGAGCCAACGCCUGCUGUCGCGAAUGUCUAUGCAUAA
Messenger RNA from Peronospora belbahrii, 4386 nucleotides. The record is from the annotation of a GenBank genome assembly. NCBI's taxonomy places the organism in Eukaryota, Oomycota, Peronosporomycetes, Peronosporales, Peronosporaceae.